AAACGAUAUUUUUCUCCGGUGUACGUCUUCCCUUGCUGGGUCACAUACAGUAUUUAUAUUUUUAUUCUGUAUCAAUUCAAUUCCCUCAAGGCGCGUGAAAUCUUCAAGCAAGGUCAGAGGUGGCUCACCCAAGCUAAAGAGUAUUACGAGCUGGAUGGUCACGUGUCUGAUUACGUUCAGAUAGAACAAGACGUGAGCCAGCUGUACAAAGAGCUCGCUAAACUGGAGACGGACAAAGAGCGCAGGUGCAAGAUGCACAAGAGACGUGUGGACGUGCUGUGCGCCGUGCUGGCAGAACUGAAUCCCCAGCAUUACCUGCAAAUAUGCCGCCAGCUUAUGUUCGAAACAGCAGAAGCUUACAGUGAAAUGGUAGACCUGAAGAUUGCCCUUGCCAAGGAGAGCGGCGUACCUCCCUCCGUUCACGUCAUCAAGAAAAUCAACCACCUCGUAACCCAGAGCAUCAAGUUCUUCCAAACCUUCAUAGACUCCAUGAAACAGAAGCAGGUUCUUCCCGAGACCUAUGAUGAUGAUAUAGUGCGGCCGGCGCUUGUGUCUCACUUCUGCGUCGCUCGCCUCCAUGGAAAGAUCAUCUGCUCCGAGACCCGCACAAAAGUGGACAAUUUGCAGAAGAGCCUUGAGCUGUAUAAGUACGUGGUCAACUACUGCGACAGCCACCCUGGACUCCCGGUCGCUGUUUUCAAGGACGAGCUUGAGAUUUCAAGAGAAAUGACAGGAUUACUGCCGUUAAAGAUGGCAAAGAUAAUGGCCCAGUCGUCCUGAAAGAAUCGACCAAUAUACCCUCCAGUCGAGUUGCGAUUCGUUAUCGAUUGGCUGCUACACUUCAGAAGCAACUGCCGAGUCGUCAUAAGAGAUGUUUUCAAGCCGACUUACGAUCUCUUAUCGACUAUCGAUUUCUUAUCUAUAUUCGCGCUUCCUGAAGGUUACAGAUGACAAGAUAACUGACCCAAAAUUUAGUUAAGGGUCCAUAAGAUAUCAUAUCUGGACGCAUAUUAUUCAUAUUGAUACUUAUUUAUUUACUUUUAUCUAAAAUGCAUGGUGUAUUGGCAUUGAAUGUAGAUAUACAUAUGAAUAAUGGACACAAAUGUUGUACUAAAAACAUUUUUUGUACAUGAUUGUACUUUUAAAAAGUUCUAUUAUUGAAAGAAAAACAUGAAUGUUGGAAUAGUGGAAGAACAGCACUUUAACUUAAAGGAAAGUCGAUAUAUCGGACCUCCAUUGAGUGGGGACACAGCGGACAACUUCCAAAGUCCCGGGGUAUCCAUUAUAUGGAGGUUUCACUGUAUAACGGAUAAUAAAUGUUUCGGUCCACUGGGUGUCCGUUAAAUGGAGGCUCUGUUAGAAAAGAGGAGGUGAUACUGAGUAAAGCGAUCUUGCUCGUUAA
Molecule: messenger RNA, 1402 nt
Organism: Nematostella vectensis (starlet sea anemone)
Lineage: Eukaryota; Metazoa; Cnidaria; Anthozoa; Actiniaria; Edwardsiidae
Product: KIF-binding protein-like
Exons: 3
Coding region: 253-780 (175 amino acids)
Source: RefSeq, a predicted model, not a curated record